GAUGGUGAUGGUGAUGGUGAUGGUGAUGAUGAUGAUGAUGAUGAUGGUGAUGAUGAUGAUGAUGAUGAUGAGAAUGAAGAUGAUAAAGAAGAUGAUGGUAAUGAUGAAAGCGAAGACGACAACGAUAAUGAAAGUGAAGAAGGUGGUGCUGCUAGUAAUCUUACAGACUACAGCGAGAAAAUGCAGAAGGCUCUUGUUGGUGGUUUAGACAUGGAGUUUCCAGAAAACGUCAAGGUGGUGCGAAUAUUCACUAGUUCGACAUUCACAGACACAUCCAUAGAGCGAAACACGCUGAUGGUACAGGUCUAUCCUCGUAUCAAGAAGUUCUGUCAGGAGCGAGGAUACGAGUUUCAGGUGGUGGAUAUGAGAUGGGGAGUACGAGACGAGUCCACUGAUGAUCACCUUACAUCAGAACUCUGUAUGAAGGAGAUACGCGCAUGUCAGAAGCUAUCUACUGGACCUAACUUUAUCACAUUUCUGGGUCAAAAGUAUGGCUACCGUCCAUUUCCGCCUAAAAUUCUUGCUUCUGAAUUCGAGAUUCUGCUAAGAGCUGUCGACGAUCAGGACGACAUUGAGCUAUUAAAACUAUGGUUUGCUCGCGAUGAUAACACCGUACCCCCGGAAUAUCUUCUUCAGCCAAUCACAUCUGUGCUUCCAGACUACCGUAACUAUGGUAACCCAGAACUACGAAAACAGGCGUCCGGCAAAUGGUGGGCAGCGUUUGAAAGAAUGCAAAUAGUACUGAGAAAGGCAGCAGACAAAGUACUGACGAACAAGCCUGAUGACAGACUAAAGUACUACAUGUCGGUGACAGAGAAUGAGAUUCGGCGUGGCAUCACUAACGCUAAGAGUCCAGCAACACAUACCUUUUGGUUCAAGCGUGUCAUUACUGACAUCAACGAGCACAUUUCAGAUACCAAGGUAGGAAGCUUUGUGGACAAGACRUGGGGUACGCCUGGAGAGGUGGAUCAAGAGGCUCAGACUUUAUUGAAUACCCUACGAGAAAAAGACCUUCCAAAAGCCAUCCCCAGCAAGAACGUCAUUCAGUACAAUGUGAAGUGGAACAAGAAUGGCAUAGAUACAGACGUUUCCUCGGAACAUGCGCAGUACAUUGAAAAGCUUUGUAGUGACUUCUAUGACAAGCUAACAGAAAUGAUAAGCGAUGGUAUAGCCGAAAGCGAGACUGCAGACACUAGGGAACCGUUAGCUGAAGAAAUCUUCCUGCAUUUAUCAUUCUGCCAGAAAAAGUGCAAGGCCUUUUCUGGACGAAAGGAUUUUCUGGAAUCAAUAAAAGACGGACUGCUGCACAAUAGCAAGAGAACAAUAGUGCUACAUGGAGAAUCAGGCUGUGGAAAAACCUCCUUAAUGGCUAAAGUGGCAACUGAUGUAAAGUCAUGGUUUGAAGGCGAGUCCGUUCUAAUGGUUUKCAGGUUCAUUGGAACUUCUCCUGAAUCCUCAAGCAUACGACCUCUCCUGAGAAGCUUAUGCCAGCAACUGUGCAAGAUAUCUGGUGAAACUGCAAAUAUUCCAGAGGAUAUCAAAUCUCUAGUGGAAUUUUUCCCCGAGUGUUUGGAUAACGCCAGUCAGGACRUGAAGUUGGUACUUGUCCUUGAUUCACUCGAUCAGCUUUCCGUAGACGAUAGCGGGCGCCUUCUUGAUUGGUUACCACGUAACCUGCCUGAUAAUGUGUAUGCUGUGUUGUCUACGCUACCAGGUGAACAGUACCAGUGUUUACCAAGUCUGAAGUUGAAGCUUCCAAAGGAAAGUUUCAUGGAAGUUCCACAGAUCCCUUUAAAUGAGGCUGAUAUCAUACUGGACAACUGGCUCAAAGCCGCAAAAAGAGCUCUACAGCCCAAACAAAGACACGAAGUCAUGAUCAGUUUUCAGGAAUGUCCCUUGCCAUUAUACCUAAGACUGGCUUUUGAUGAAUCACGCCGAUGGAAGUCCUACACUCCAUUUAACGARUGGGACCUUCCUCCUAACGUUAAAGAUAUCAUCCUUGGAUURUUUGAUCGAGUGGAGCGAAUCCACGGAAAAGUUCUUGUUGGCCACGCCCUAGGUUACAUCACGGCWUCAAAAAAUGGYCUCACUGAAACUGAACUGGAAGAUCUACUCUCUCUUGACGAUGAUGUCUUGAAUGAUGUCUACCAAUACUGGACGCCGCCAAUAAGACGAYUGCCACCGUUGYUAUGGAUCCGCAUACGAAGYGACAUMAAGGACUACUUGAUCGACCGAGGCGCUGAUGACACGAGAGUGAUUUACUGGUAUCAUCGACAAUUCAUCGAAGUGGCACGCGAGAGAUACCUUGUUGGAGAGCAAGCAAAGAAGAUCCAUGCCAACCUGAGCGAAUACUUUCUUGGGACAUGGGCUGAAGGAAAGAAAAAGCCGUAUGUCAACAAAAAAGGAGAAAAGCAUUCAGACGAUAGGUUGGUCGCUAGCCAGCCCAUGAUGUUUGACACAAGUGACGAAAAGCCCAUUUUCAACUUGAGAAAACUUAGUGAGCUACCAUAUCAUCUCAUUCGCUCCAACCAGCUUGGUUUACUGAAAGAAAAAGUGCUGUUCAAWUUUGGUUUUCUCUUGACGAAAAUCCGAGCCAAAUCGAUAGACGUUGUUCUUGAAGACUUCGAUGCYGCUCUUAAUGCCUUCCCUGAUGAUGUAGAGCUUGACACUCUUGAUAAAACGCUUCGUCUKUCUGCAGUUGCCUUGAGGACUGAUCCUCGACAGCUUGCAACCCAACUCAUUGGCCGUCUUCUCGAAAGSACCACGAAUAGUGACGAAUUUCCUAACAUGAUAUCUCUAAUCAAGGAUGCAUAUACAAGUCCAGUACCUUGUCUCAUACCAAGUCAAAAGUGUCUAUCAUCCCCAGGUGGAGCCCUAGUUGCAUCUUUAGAAAUAAGUGAAGAUGCGCUACAUUGCUGUGCGUUCAGCUGCGRUGGAAAGACMGCUUAYCUCGGUUCAACGACUUCUGACGGCCUUCAGAUCCAGGCCUUCCAGCUUCAAAGCGGUAAGGUUCAACGAAAAAUGAAAUUGACAGACCCAUUUGAAAUGGCUUUUACUUGGUCAAUGAAGGGUAGCGAAAAGAAUWUACAUUCUYUACUCAUCAUGGGCUCCAAGUACAUCUUCUUGAUAAACACACAAACUGGUACAAUACUGCAGCAGUUUCAUGCUCUGGAGGAAGAAACAAGAUACGAACCAAUGCCRCCAGUGAGCUUUGCAGACAACGAGGAACGCAUUGUGGCUAUAACAGACAAAGACCUAAAGAUAUGGACAGUUGCUGAUGGCAUGCUACGUCAUUCUCUUKCUGUAGGCAAGAUAAAUACAGACGAGCAAUAUGGUUCCCUGGACGCUCACCAAAACUUGGCGGUUUUUUGUCUUCGAGAGAGUAAAGUGAUCAAGMUCUUGGACGUUCGGACCGGCAAGUACGUUCGUGAAGUACAAGUUUUUGCACAAGAUSAAGAUUGUUUUGUUCACGAAGCCAAGAUUGUCAGUAAUGAGAAGUUACUAGCAGUGUCAUCUUCUCUAAAAUGCCUUCGCCUCUAUGGCCUUCAUGGAGGAACCCUUUCCAAAGAAAUCAAGGAAUUUUCCAUUAAUCCUGGACUUCAUCGAUUACAGCUGACUAAAGACCGCACAAAGGCUUUUAGCAUCGUUCAGUAUGAAGUUAUGAUUACUGACCUYGAAUCUGGUGAGAUAAUUCAAACRYUGAAGAGCAAGUCGUUAGGRACACUYGUCAUCCACACYGACCUCUUCACCAGGGAUGGACGAUUUGUGAUAUCUAUUGCAAAUGAYAACAUUCUACGCAUUUACGACAUAAGACGGUCWAUWGAAGARGACAWGACAGCCCAAAACAUCAGUGCUUUGAAAAAUGCCGCAGUGGCUUCGUCUGAUACAGUGACUGGUCUGUUCCCAGGAGUUGAUGGUCGUCACAUCAUUGCAACAGCAAACGUUCAAAUGUCUUCCGMAAUAUCCGUGUGGGAUUGCAAAAGUGGAGCCAAACUUCGAGCAAUUAAAUGUGGUAUACCGUCAGUUCUUCCACAAGAGCUACGAAUGUGCAGUCCUACGCGUGGUGUAGGCUUUAUACACGAUGUAAAUUUAUUACAUUAUAAGGUAUUCGACUUCAAGCAAGGCAGGGUCGAGCGUUGCCUUCUAGGAAAAGCCUCAAAAAGAACAAAAGCAUUUGGUUGUGUGGACGAGAAUCAUAUCAUUGCAUUUUCCAGAGGAAGACGAAAUUUGAAAGUUUGGAACAUCAACACCGGCAAAGUGACUCAGCAGUACAUCUUUGGACAGAAGCACCAGUUUGAAGAAUUGCUUGUUAGCCAAAACGGUCGAAUGGUAGUUUGCGCUCAGGUAAGCACUACUGUUGAACAUUCUAAGGACAGGACGCUGCCUAUUGUUGCCUUGGAUACCAACACAGGUCAGCACAGGUUCUUGGAAAUCCAGAAGAAGAGGCUAUGUUUGACGUUUUCCGCUCUUUCAAGAGAUGGCACGUAUCUUGUUUGUCCUACUAAUGAUMUGAAGCCAAGGCUAUGGAAYCUGAAGACGGGAGAACUACUGCACAAGCUGGAAGAUAAGGAAUACCCCAUCGCUUAUGCUACAGCUAUUUCAGUUCCACUUSAGCUUGCUCUGACUGCACAAAGUGAUGGUAAUAUUAAUGCAUGGAAGAUCGAAAGUGGACGCAUCUUGCACACGUUUACUUGUGARACGGUUGACAUYAUUUUGAUAUCUGAAGAUGGYCACGUGGCGUACUCGCGAUAUAGAUACAGRAACAGCAAYAUCGAUGCAUGGGAUCUAAUAAAUGGAACUAAGCUGGCCACUUUUACUUCAGAUUGGAAACCCGAGAGAGUAGAURUAGUAGGAAAUACCCUCGUUCUCGGAAUGGCUGAAGCUCCCAAGGUUAUGACGUUAAAACUACACUCACCGGAMGAUUCUGGUCAAAUAAGUGAUGACAACGGACAUGUUACCUCAAUAUUCCAUGGGAUCCCUGUGGAUGGAAACAUAAGYUCCUGCCCAGACUCCCCCUCUCUUGAAGAUGGAGAUAAAGAUCUUGAUGACGAUGACGAUAAAACAGAUGUCCAAAAAACUGAGUUUACCCGAAAGGCAUUGCUUGCUCGACCCAAUGUGAUUAUCGCUGGCGGCAGCUUGGUAGAUUCMAAAAAUGUCUUCAUAUCUGAAUCUGUAUUCAAGCAAAACUUCCAGUAACCCUUAAUAUUAGUCCUAGUUAAAAAGUCCUAGACUACAUCCCUUGACUAUGACAAGGAGAUUUACAUACUGCAUUUCUAACUUCAUGCGUCUCAGCGUGUGAUGAAAUAGUCGCGGAGUACGGUUACUAUUACUCAUGCACGGAAAUAUUAGAAUAUUAGCAUAUUAGCACUAGAAUACAUAUAUAGAAAAAAGUAGAGUGGCGCUAGCUUAAGAUGGUUUGUGUGUCAACUACGGGAGACGACAUUAGUAUCUCGGYGAAAGUAAGCAGAGCCAAGGGGAUAAAAGCAGAGAGAUGAGAGGAAGGAAAGGCUCUUUCUUCAGCUAGGGAAAGGGCGUGAAAAACCGUCUAAAAGAGCGGCCAAGUCAAACUCUUGAACUGUAAGAAAAUUUAAGGUAGUUCCAUUCAGGAUAACCGCCACUGAGUAGCAACAUUUUAAGUUUUUCUAUAUUUCAUUAAGGCUAAGUGAGGCUAAUUUAAAAUUCAUUUAUACUUGUCACAUAUUUAUUACACUAUAUAUCUUAUCAGGGACUGUGCAAUACUUAUCUGGGAGGGAUGGGUGGGGGGUCUGAAAUGAGCGGAAUCUGAUGCCUACAAARGUUAAAAUAACUUCUUGCUCACUCGCUUGAAAACAUUAGAUUUAUCAGAGUGUUACUCGGUCUCAAGCUUCAGAUUUCAGAUCUYCGACCAACAACGUUUUUUGAAAUAGGCACGGCACCAAUGUAAAUGAUAUAUCCAUUAGAUAGACAGAACCUGAUCCCCUGGAGGGGGACAACAAUCAUUGACUUGAUACUGUAACAUUCCCAUUCUGGGUUCGGCAAGGCAAAGACACGAGUACGACUUUAUCUGUACUCGGGAAGCUUUAUUGUUUGUCCGUGUUUACAACAUUACAAGAAUAUCAGACCCAUAUUUACUAGUACAAAGCUAUUUCUAGAAGGUGAUUCCUGAUUACGUGAUUGGUUUUUACGUAGAUCUUACGUGAGCCAUUACUAACGCAAUCGUGUACGUAACUAAGAUCACUAUCUAGGGAGCAGUGWGUCGUUGACAGAUAUAUCAGACCUAUAACUCGUUAGGGACGGACCAUUAGAUCUGAUGGGAGGGUUGCGUAAAUCUCCCUUUUGAGCCAUCUUGACUUCAUUGCAGCCACGAAAAGAAAAUAACGAACCCUUGGCAGAAUA
Messenger RNA from Actinia tenebrosa (Australian red waratah sea anemone), 6375 nucleotides. RefSeq lists its product as uncharacterized. The record is from RefSeq and is a predicted model, not a curated record. Gene Ontology annotation, molecular function: protein binding. NCBI's taxonomy places the organism in Eukaryota, Metazoa, Cnidaria, Anthozoa, Actiniaria, Actiniidae.